AGAUGGCGGAUGUGUGUGAGCGGUGGUGGGGGGAGUUACUCAAUCAUCCCCUGUUGGACCGACUCAAAAGGAGUGAUAGGCACCCGGACGAUCCGGCUAAAAACCUCGUCUUCUGCGUUGAUAGUGAUCUUUUCUUCUGGGAUGUGAACGAAAGCGUGUUCUACACCACUAACCUUCGGAGCUUGAACGCCGACAUCGAAUCGUACCAGACCUUGCUAUGUAUAAAUCCACCACUAUUUGAAGUGAAUGAAGUUCUGCUCAGUCCAACUCAGCAUCAUGUACUACUCAUUGGAACUAAAGGCAUGAUGGUGUUGGAGCUACCCCAGCGGUGGGGAAAGAGGUCUGAAUUUGAAGGUGGAACAAAUAGGGUUAAUUGUCGAACAAUUCCUAUAGCAGAAAGAUUCUUUACUAGUUCGACAUUACUGACAUUGAAGCAUGCUGCUUGGUACCCCAGUGAAACUGAGGAACCACAUGUUGUUAUGUUGACCUCUGACAAUUCUAUAAGGUUAUAUGACUUAAAACAACCACAGACUCCAGUGAACACAUUUAGCCUUACUCAGUGUGAAGAGGAAAAUAUUGUAUCAACAUCAAGAUCAUAUACAGCAUCACUCGGGGAGACUGCAGUUGCUUUUGAUUUUGGUCCUUUGACUUCUGCCCCUGGGCGUCGUUCCAAAGAAGAGGUUCAAGUCUAUCCACUUUACGUUCUGUAUGAAAAUGGCGAGACCUUCUUGAUCUAUUGCAACCUCACUCACAACAGCACUGGUCUUCUUGGGAAGUUGCUGGGUCCUCUACCAAUGCACCCAGCUGCUGAGGAUAAUUACGGCUAUGAUGCUUGUGCCAUACUGUGCCUUCCCUGUACCCCAAACAUUCUGGUUAUUGCUACACAAUCCGGCAUGUUAUACCACUGUGUGGUUCUUGAGGGGGAUGAAGAGGAAGAUCAGAUGGCCAAUGAAUCUUGGGACCUGAGAUGUGAGUCUCUUCCUUCGCUCUACGUGUUUGAAUGUGUGGAAUUGGAAUUGAGCUUGAAACUGGUGACUGGGGAUGACAUCGAGCAAUUGCAAUCUGAUUUCUCCUGCCCAAUCACAUUGCAUAAAGAUCCAUUAUGUCCAACACGGUAUCAUUGCACACACCUAGCUGGUGUACACAGUGUCGGGCUGACAUGGGUCAAUGAACUGGAAAAUUUCUUCAGCUCAGAUGACGAAGAUAAAAGUGCGCUUCAGGAGUUGGCAGCAGAGCAGAAAUGCUUGGUAGAACAUGUCCUGUGCACCAAACCACUGCCAUGCAGUCCACCUGCACCAAUCAAAGGAUUCUGGAUCAUUUCAGAUCUGUCCCUCGGAGCUGCAAUGAUUUGUAUUACUGAUUCUUUUGAAUGUAUUAUAAGAGAAUUGCUGACCACGACAAGGCCAGUAUCGCCACCAUUAUUGUGUUCCAACCCAGACAGCAGCUGUGUGGCAUCUCCAUUGCGAAACUUUGCAAGCGGUUCCUUUGAGCAACACAUUAGAAAUAUUCUGCGUCGUACUACAACCAAUCCACUGCUACUGAGGGCAUCUGAUGCAGUAGGAGCACCUCCGCCGCAGGAAUGUCUCCAGCUCUUGAGUCGAGCCACCCAGGUCUUCAGAGAAGAGUACAUCCUUAAACAGGCUCUUGCACGCGAGGAGAUCACACGCAGGGUAAAGCUACUGGAAAGUCAAAAAAAGAAGCAAAUGCAGGAUAUUGUGCAGUGCAUUGGGGACAAGAAGGUGAUGCGGGAAAUGGCAGAGGUACUUGCUGACAAAUUUGAAGAUGCAAGAGACAGUCAAGAUGACAUCAUGAUUAGAGUGAAGAGAAUCUUGCACAGUUUGAAUUCAAAGCUUCCUGUGCUGUCGGACAGUGAGAAAGACAUGAAAAAAGAACUUAAAUGUAUCAGUGAGCAACUUGAGGACCUGGGAAACAGUGUUAAACAGGUCCAAAGGAAGAGUGAAUACCAGCAGAGGGAAAUACACGAGCAAGAGAGUCCACGAAAAAAGAGCAUCUCACUCAGUGCAUCUCAGAAGAAGUGUGUUCAAUCUGUUUUAAAGGAGCAGAGUGACCGUAUUACUGAAAUAGUGAGGAAAAUUAAUGACAUCAGAAUUCAUGUGAACUUCUAGUCCUGAGCUUGUUCUGCACGACGAUGGCAAGUUAUCUUUGAAACAUGAAGUUUGAAAGUUCAAUGGAAGAUGUCUCCAAUUCCUCUGAGACUAGGUUGAGGAAAGCAAAAGUAACAACAUUUCGGCCAUGCUGAUCUUACUCAAACUUUCAACACUCUUCAUACAAGAUGCAACGAAAUUCGUUCUGGGUGGAAUUUCAUGAGGUUUUAUUUUCAGUUGGCAUAAAGAUCCAAAUCGGUAACCUUGUAUCUCCGAUCCUCUUACAAUUUACAUACAGUUCUCCAAUUAAAAGGAAUCAUUUGAUAGAGGCACUGGUGCUCCACCAAGGAUUAGUCGAAGAUCAUCCAUCAAUCUCCGAUCAUUAACCUGGUUCUUCUCUGAAUACUAUAUCUUAAACUCAAAAUUACUAUUACCAACCUCUUACUGAACUGAAUGCCGCCAGUGGAAGGGAUAUUUUGUUUUUCUGAUUUCUGGCUUGUGCCAUGUACGGUUUCAUCUCCUGCCUAAAAUGCAGUUCUUUUUGUAUAAGUCUAGAAUUGUGCUCAAACACUUUUCUAAUGCCCCCAAAGCCUGAUUCUAGAAUUGUUUCAUUCAAAGCAGCAGAAUAUUUGCUUUAUCUGUUCAUUUUGGUAGUUGCUUAAAGCAGGGGGAAAAUGCCCCCCUCUGUCUUGGGAUCCUGAACAUUAUGUCCACCAUAGGUGGAUGAAUCUUUCUCCCUCCAGCUGCCGCUGCUCAAAACCAUGUUUCUGGCAUUUCCUUUUGCCGCAGUUUAACAGCUUUAAUUUGGCUCACAACAUGGGUCUCACCACACUGUAGGCAUAUGUAUUUCAUGCUUGCUUGUGCUGCUGACUUUCAGCUUUUAAAAUUGUUUCUGGAGAUGUAUUUUAAUGCAUAAAGGAAGCGUGCACACCCUUCAUAUGUUUUGUCAUAUUUUGUAUUGUUUUUGUUGGAGCAGUUUGGAAGGCCCUUCUGAAAGUGACUAUAUCUCUUGACAAUGCUUUGAGUUUCACUUUGCACACUUGUUGUUUUAUUGGUUGGGAGAAGGUGUCUGAUUACAUCCCUCGAUCUCCACCACCUAGGUGGAUGUAACAACACUGCCCCUAGUUUCACUGCCUCACACUGACUCUGGCCUUAUGACCUGUUGCUCCCACUGAAAAGUGUGUGCAAGUCCAGUGACUUUAUGAUCAGAAUUUGCUCUGAUAUCCAUCAUCCCCCAUGAGAAGUCAUCACUCGGGUGAAAUGAUGGAAUGUGGAGGUGGAGAGAGAGAAAACUGUUCACGUAUCAAACCUUACGUGGUAGGAGACAGUAAUUUAGAAAGGAAAGGGUGACAACUAAUCCAGGUUUGAUUCUAUAAUUAAUAAUCCAAACAUUUUAAGAUAUUUGAAAUAUUUUGGAAGUUCUUGUAAAUGAAUCUGACAGUUUUGUACUCAUAUCUAGUUUAUUUUUGCAACUCAGCUGUUGAUUUACGAAAGGAGGUGCUCUGUUUGGAGAUGCGAUGGCUGCUGUAACUCUUUGACCUAAAGCCUGCAGAUGCUAUGCAGGAGGAGAAGGAAGUAAGUUUUUAAUUUAAUGCGCCAAAUGGGAAUCAAGUUAAUUAGUGCCCAAUUUACUCUCCACUGAAGUCUGUUUUCUAUUCGAUGAAUUAUAUUAAAAUCACCCUUUUUUUGAUAAAGUAGUGUUUAAACAUGUUCAUCCAGAGCUUACAGCCAAUGUACAAGAUCUUUUUUAAAAUGUAGUACUUUGAAAUAUAAUUUUGUGUACUUUAUACAUCUGUGUGAAUAAAAGCAUCUAUAUAGUCUGUGUUGUAUUGUUGAUGAAAGAGCUAACUCACAGGUUGAGCAGUAUGGCUGAGGAAAGCUGAUGUAGCGCCUCAUCCAUUCAGUGGAAGCAUAGGAAAUGGCAAAGAUAAUGCUGGAAAUGGCCAUUGGGUGGCAUCUGUGGGCAGAAGGAGGGUGUUUUGGGUUGAUGACUUAAUUAGUGAAAGGUGUAACAGACUUAAGGCAGGAAAAGGGGACAUAUUGGAAAUACUGCAGGGAAAGGUGUGAAGUAGGCUAGAAAGCAUAACACCAGGAGUAGGUUACUCUGUCCCCUCAAACAGUCCAACAUUCUAAAUCCUGGUUGAUCAUCUACUUGAACACCCCAUUCCUGCACUAUCCCCAUAUCCCUUUAUGUCUUCAGUAACUAGACAUCUCUUAUCGAGUAACUCAGCCUCCAUAACCCCUGGAGUAGAGAAUUCUCAAGAUUCACCAUACUCUAACAGAUCAAAUGACAAAAGGAUGAUGUGUGACAAAAUACAAAAAUCAUCUGCAAGAGCUGUAAAGUGACACCAAUAUGAUUGGCUGUAUGAAAAAAGAGAAUAGUUGUUAUGAUCUAGUAUUGUUGAACUCAUCUGGAAGACUGCAAAGUGACCAAUUGAAAGAUGAGGUGCUGUUUUUCAUUAGGAAGAUUUAAGAGACAGAGGGCCUCAUUUCUCAUGGCUUCAUUCCUGAUGAAGGGCAUUUGCCUGAAACAUCAAUCCUCCUACUCAGGUGCUGUCUGGCCUGCUGUGUUUUUCCAGUGCCAUACCCCUGAUUUCAAAGACAGCGGGUCCAGGGGGAAACUGAGUCAGGAAUUUGUGACAAGUGACUGCAAGGUCAGGGCCAUACUUUGUGGGCUGGAGCAGAGGUGCUCCCAAAAAGUCUCAUCCUGACUGCAUUUCGUUGCUCCUACUAUUGAUUAGAAAUGUCACUGUUAUAAAGGGUGACCUUAUGAGAAAUAGGAAGCAGAGUAGAUCAUUUAGUGAUCAAGGCUGGUCUGUAAUUCAUUAAGAUCAUUGAUCUGAUUGUUACCUUCACCCCAUUUUCCUUUCUGUUCCCAUAACACUUGCCUGCCUUGUAGAUUAAAAAUCAAACUCAGCCUUUUAUGACGCAUGCUGGGGAAGAGCAUUCCAAAGACUCAUAGCAUUCAGUUCCAUCCUAAAUUGGCAAACCUUUUUAAACCGUUUCCAAUAUAAGUAUGACCCUCCUUAAACAUGGAAACCAAAACUAGACCAUACUUUAGAUGCAGUUAUUGUAGGAUUUGGGGUGUCAAACACUGCCAGCUCGUGUUUGGAAUAGCUUGUUGCCAUUGCGAGUCUUUUAAACAAGAUGUAGUUAUUGCAUAAUAGAAAUUGGAUACAAGUUACUUUGGUAAGAUAAACAUGGUAACAAAGACUAUUGGGAGUCUCAGGAUAUAUGGAUAUAAUUCACUUAAUACAAGCUGCCAGAGGAAGUAGAGAAUGUGGCUACAAUUAUAAAAUUUAAAGGGCAUUUGGAUAGGAAAGAUAUAGAAGGACAUGGGCCAAAUGCUGGCUAUUGGGAUGUCUGGUGCUGAAGAAUUGGACUGUAGGGUGUUUCUGGCCUGUAUGACUUUUAAGAUCCAAAAAAUGUUCUGGCUUAACCCUAUUCAGUUGAUAUGAUAUCAUAUGUCUGGGUGGAGCCUAAUGCAGUCACCAAUGUUGACCCUUCAGAGCCAUGACUCUAUAAAAUCUUGCCCAAAGUUUAUUCUUGUGGUUAAUGUUUGACAUUCAUAUCACAAUGGUGGCACAGUGGCUCAGUAGUUAGCACUGCUGUCUCUCAGCACCAGGGACCUGAGUUUGAUUCCAGCCUCAGCAAUUGUCUGUGUGGAGUUUGCACACACUUCCUGUGUCUGUGUGGGUUUCUUCCAGGUCCUCCAGUUUCCUCCCACAAUCAAAGAUGUGCAGGUUAGGUGAAUUGGCCAUGCGAAAUUGCACAUCGUGUUCAGGGAUGUACAGGUUAGGUGCAUUAGUCAGAGGAAAUAGAGUUAUAGAGUAGGGAAAUGGGAGAGUUGGUGUGGACUUGUUGAGUCAAAUAGCCUGUUUCUACACUAUAGGGCUUCUAUGGUUCAUCUAAAGAUGCUUUGUAUUUAAUGUUGCAUAGAGGAUGUGUUUUGAAAGAUGGGAUUUUGUGGACAAGCUUUACUUUAAAAUCACUGUCAAAGUCUGCUGUAAGUAUUAGAUUUUUCUUUAACAAAUCUCCCUCAAUCACAUGACAGGUGACAACUGUUUGCCAUAACCCUGUCUGGGCCUUUUUUGAAAUCACAGGUUUGGAGUGGUUCUUGUUUAUUAAUCUGGUUCAGUUGAAGAAAAGCCUGUGAAGAACAAGCUAAAUUGACAAAACGUUUGCUCUGACCAAGCUACAAAAUUGAUGUCUCCUAUUUCUGAAAAGAAACCCUCCCAAAAAACAGUUCAGGGAGCAUCUGUUUGUCCUCUUGAAAGUGAUUGAAAGAACAUCAAGAUUGUAUUUCCUGCCCAAACUUUGUCUGGAAAGACUGAAGAGACAACCAUGUGACUUGACUAAACCUGUUGGAGCAAGCACUCUGAAACAUUCAAACAAAAACAAAGCUGGUAAUCUGAAGCAAACACACAAUGCUGAAGAAACCUAGCAGGUUUGGCAGCAUCUGUAGAGAGUGAAACAAAAUUAACAUUUCAAGUCCAGUAUUGCAUCAUGAAUGAGUUUGUUUCCAUGCUAUACACCUCUAUGACCCUAACUGAUACCAAGAUCAAAAUAGGAAAUCUGUUCUUGUGUCUCUGAAUUUGCUACCAGACCGGAGUUUCUCCAGCAUUCUUUGUGUUU
Molecule: messenger RNA, 6740 nt
Organism: Hemiscyllium ocellatum (epaulette shark)
Lineage: Eukaryota; Metazoa; Chordata; Chondrichthyes; Orectolobiformes; Hemiscylliidae
Gene: nup88
Product: nucleoporin 88
Exons: 17
Coding region: 3-2126 (707 amino acids)
Biological process (GO): protein import into nucleus; ribosomal small subunit export from nucleus; mRNA export from nucleus
Cellular component (GO): nuclear pore
Molecular function (GO): protein binding; structural constituent of nuclear pore
Source: RefSeq, a predicted model, not a curated record